AUGUUCAAAAGGCUACUGAAGAAGGAAGAGAAGCACGAUGACGACAUGACAGUUUGGGUGCCCAAAGGCGUCUACAACUCAGUGGCACCGAUAUGGGACGAACGAUAUUCAUGGCACCCCAUGGCGGUCGACGAUUCGCUGCCAAUGGACCAGACCUCGUUCAUCCAGGUGGACAACAAGGACAAGGACCACGAGGAAGACUCAGAAAGUCACAAGCAAGCAGCCGCCAGCCCCAGUAACGAGAACCUGGCCCCCGAGGCCGCAUUGGCAGAUGACAAUGCCUCGGUCCACUCCGCCGUCUCGACCGUGCCGAGCAUCUCGGGCCCUAGCACGCAAGGUCUCUCUGCGCAACGGCCGCGGCAACUCGACAAGCGGACGUCGUUCGGGUUCCCGGUCAGGCAGAUGUCCUGGAACACAAGCAGGAGGAAGCGGGAGGCGCUGCUGCAGCGGCAGCGGUCCCGGGACAAGUACGGCGUCCCGGGCAAGAGGAGAUCGUCACUGGCGCCGGCGGCUCCGGCUCCCAACCAGGGGCCACCGGGGCCCGGAACACGUCCGGGCUCCUCCGGAGCUGUUCCCUACGGUUUGGCCGGAGAGUUCGUCAUGUUCGCCCUGUGA
Messenger RNA from Diaporthe citri, 615 nucleotides. RefSeq lists its product as uncharacterized. The record is from RefSeq and is a predicted model, not a curated record. The transcript has a single exon. NCBI's taxonomy places the organism in Eukaryota, Fungi, Ascomycota, Sordariomycetes, Diaporthales, Diaporthaceae. Bases 1 to 615 code for a protein of 204 amino acids.